Messenger RNA from Colletotrichum destructivum, 5715 nucleotides. RefSeq names its product Putative helicase, Zinc finger, PHD-type, Zinc finger, FYVE/PHD-type, Chromo-like domain superfamily. The record is from RefSeq and is a predicted model, not a curated record. Gene Ontology annotation, cellular component: chromatin; nucleus. The transcript has 5 exons. Lineage: Eukaryota; Fungi; Ascomycota; Sordariomycetes; Glomerellales; Glomerellaceae. Bases 271 to 5433 code for a protein of 1720 amino acids. Gene Ontology annotation, biological process: chromatin remodeling. Gene Ontology annotation, molecular function: ATP-dependent chromatin remodeler activity; chromatin binding; ATP hydrolysis activity.
UAAUGGAGCAACGCGGUUUCGAGCGCCGACGCGUUGGAUACCGAAGACCACCCAUCAACGCCUCGACAACGAGUGACCUUCAACUUGUGCCAUUCGUCGCCCCACGACAGCCUCUUGCGGAUAGGAAAUUGGAAAGCAGCAGUUGGAUCAGCCGGCAAUCCAUUGUUUUUUCUUGGUCCUUACACUGUGUCAGCGACAACUCGAAGAUUCCCGUUUUCCUUGCCGUCCACCCCACACUUCAAAUGCGCCAACAUCACAACCUACUGCAUCAUGGACGACAUUCCGACCGGCGCUGACGAUGAUCUCGUUCAGCCACUGGGCUCUCCGAGUGACGCGCUUUUUGGACUCGACAACCCAGACUUCGAUAACCCUAGCCAACCCAUAUCGACGGGCACUCCUGCUGACGAACGCAUACCCAACGAUAAUGCCGACGAAGCCAUCGUGAGUAUCGACCGACGCGACUUCCCUACCAACGACGAGAUCGCCGACAUUGCCCGAGAGCCUGUAUCUUCGACGAAAAAGGACAUACAAACUUCAACACACAUCGAUAUCGGCAACGACGAGCGCAUUUCCUCCACUGCAGUCGGGGUCGAGCUCGACAUUUCCACUGCUGUCAUGUCUGAUGUGGCUAGUGUCUCCUCGAUCGUUGAGCCGGAGGAUGGCCACCAGAUCGAGGAGAGCGAACUACAGACUCCCGAGUUGCGCACUUUUAGUUUCGAGAUCAUCCUUCCGGGCUUGUCGUCAGAAGAACGCGCGCAAUAUACCUCCAUCACCAGCGACGUCGUAAACGAGAUCAUCGAGGAGGUCCUUGGCCCGGAAGGCGAAGUGUGGUACAAAAUGGAGUUCACGGAUGGCCGGCAGGAUGUUGUUCCAUUCGAGGAUCUACUUUCAUACGAAAACGCACAAUAUGCCCUCAGAAGAUUUGAAGGCAACAUGGCUGAUAGCAAUGAAAGUGCCGGCGCUCACAACAACGACAACACAGUGAAGAAGAGGUCGUGGAAGGAAACCUGGGAUGAGUCGGUUACCGAUUCUGAUACCCAAAUCAAUACCAUGGCGCUUGCUGAAGAUGAAUCUUCCGGCUAUCCUCACCGCCAGCGCAAUUCAGCUCAGGGUCAGACCUACCACGACUCUGUGCUGGACUCUGACGAAGAUGUGGCUCCCCGUCGCUCAAAACGCCAGCGUACCUCUACAAUAGAUGACACGCGCCACAACUCAGUUCUCACCUCUGAUGAUGAAAACAUGGGCGAAACCCGCCCGCAAGGCCGCCAACUCAGAGAACGCACUCAGAAGCAGCUCAAGUUAACCAGCAUGGCCUUCACCAACUUGCCUUUGUCUCGCAAUGACGAUAUGGAUGAACUGUCUCAGGAUCUUCCCCGCCAGGCAUCUGAAGAAGAUGACGAUGACUUUCAGAUAAUCACUUCUGACCUUCUGCCCAAGCCCUCCUCAUCUCGGCGUAAGAAAUCCCGGCGACUCAGAGCAAAAGUUAAGCCUGUCCAGCACCCCAGGUCACGAGGCUCCUCAAUUGAGUUUGAGGACCGCCGCCGGUCUGGUAGAUCAACCCGAAACAAGGCCAGCAUGCUGGACGAAGCACUCAUGGACGAUGAAUCGUUUUAUGUCGAGGACACAGCACUAGCCAGUACACCACGGAUCAUCAACAUCAAAGAAGUCUUCAAACCAUUGAAGCAUGACUCGUCAUUCAACCAAUUCCACUCCAACAUCUGUAGCGCCUGCAGCACUGGCUUCACUGCACACAAGGGCGCAUUGAUUGGAUGCCAGGGCUGCUCCAUGUCUUUCCACAAGGGCUGUAUUGGAUACAGAUCGGCUCGAGAGCAUAUCGUCACUAAGGUUGGUGUUGACGACUUCGUUCUUCAGUGCAAGUAUUGCAUCAGAUUCUAUGACAAGAAGGACAAGAACAGCCCAAGACACGAUCGUUGCCAGCAGUGCAAAGGUUCAGGUCGCUCGUGCGCCGCAUUUUCAUCCAGAAAGACCCCAAAGCAGGAAGAGAAGAUUCGUCUUGAAAAUGGUGGCGAAGACCCCAUUACACCUGUGGACCCCUCUCUGGUCAACAAUGCCGACAACCUCCUGUUCCGGUGCACCAUGUGUAAACGUGGUUGGCACUAUGAGCAUCUACCUUCGUCUCAGAUGGACUUGGACUCAUCAGAUCUCCGUCAACAGCGUCUCUCGGAAUACUCCGUCGACUGGAAGUGCAUCGACUGCGGCACGCUAUCCGAAACGAUUCAGACCUUGGUAGCCUGGCGGCCUGCUGAUCAGAAGCCUCUUGAUCCCGAGACGACACACAGCGACUUGAGAGAGGACGAGAAGGAUUACCUUAUCAAAUGGAAGAAUAGGUCAUACUUUCACUGCACUUGGAUGCCUGGCGCUUGGGUUUUUCAUAUCGCCGCGGGAGUCAUGCGCACUGCCUUUGCGAAGAAGAAUGCGGGUCAAAACUUGGCUCUGCACUUCACCAAAUCUGAGGCGAUUCCUCAGGAGUACCUUCUCAUCGAUGUCAUCUUUCAGGCCAAGGUCAAGGGCUCAGCAAGGGGGUCUCUGGAGGAUGAAAUGGAUCGCAUUGGCAACGUUGACAAGAUCUACGUCAAAUUCCAAGGCCUUGGCUACGACGAGACCGUCUGGGACACGCCACCAAAGCCAGAUGCCAAAGAACUCUACAGCGCUUUCAAGGUUGCAUACUACGAAUAUCUCACUGGCAAGUACUUCAGCAGCCCCCCGAAUGGAAAGAUGAAGGAGCGGGUGACCAAGUGGAAAAGCGAGGGUUUCGUCAAGCUGAACCAUCAACCGCCUGGCCUCCGUCGCGGCAAAUUGAUGGAGUACCAGAUCGAAGGUGUUAAUUGGAUGUUAUGGAACUACCACGAAAACAAAAACGUCAUUCUCGCUGACGAGAUGGGCUUGGGCAAGACGGUUCAAGUUAUUGGCUUGAUUUCGACGCUUGUCCACGGCGAUCCAAAGUGCUGGCCGUUCCUCAUCGUCGUCCCGAACUCCACUUGUCCAAACUGGCGGCGUGAAAUCAAGCAGUGGGCCCCAGAACUCCGAGUUGUCACUUAUCACGGCGGCAAGCAAGCACAGGACUUGGCAUACCAUUUUGAGCUUUUCCCGAACAACUCUCAGAGCAUCAAGGCACAUAUUGUUGUCAUGUCGUACGACUCUGCUCAGGACGAUCGGACAAAACACAAGUUCGCCUCCGUCCAGUGGGCCGGGUUGGUUGUCGACGAAGGCCAGCGAUUGAAGAACGACAAGAGUCUGUUGUACACUGCUCUGCGCUCGAUGCGCUUCCCCUUCCGGCUCCUUUUGACGGGCACACCUCUGCAGAACAACAAGCGAGAGCUAUUCAACCUGCUGCAGUUCGUCGAUCCUUCUCAAAACGCAGCGAAACUCGACGAAGAGUUCCAGGAGCUGAACGGACAGAACCUGCCUGAGCUCCAUGGCCGAAUCAAGCAGUACUUCCUUCGAAGAACAAAAGCCCAGGUUCUGAAGUUUUUGCCUCCCAUGGCACAAAUCAUCGUCCCCGUCUCCAUGUCGAUCUUGCAAGAGAAGCUUUGCAAAUCGAUCAUCGCCAAAAGCCCCGAUCUGAUCAAGGCUAUCUUCGCAGAUGACAAGAUCAACAAGAAAGAACGCGGGAGCUUGAACAACAUCCUCAUGCAACUCAGAAAGUGCCUUUGCCAUCCGUUCAUGUACAGCGAGGCGGUGGAGGAGCGAUCGGCGGAUCAUGCCAAGAUGCAUCAGAAUCUCGUUUCGGCAUCCGGCAAGCUCAUGCUUUUGAAUAUCAUGCUGCCAAAGCUGAAGGAAAGAGGCCAUCGUGUCCUCAUCUUCAGUCAGUUUCUGCAUCAGCUGGACAUCAUUGAGGACUUCUUGAAUGGUCUUGGCUUCCAGCACAGACGACUCGACGGCAAGAUCAAUUCCUUGGAGAAGCAGAAGCACAUUGAUGCGUUCAACGAGCCGGACUCUGAAAUCUUUGCCUUCCUCCUCUCGACCAGAGCUGGAGGCGUGGGCAUCAACCUAGCGACGGCGGACACUGUCAUCAUUUUAGACCCAGACUUCAACCCUCAUCAGGACAUUCAGGCCAUCUCCCGAGCUCAUCGCAUCGGCCAGAAGAACAAAGUUCUCUGCUUCCAGCUUAUGACGAAGAACUCGGCCGAGGAGAAAAUCAUGCAAAUUGGCCGGAAGAAGAUGGCCCUUGACCAUGUUCUGAUUGAGGCCAUGGACGACGAAGGUGAACCGGAUGACCUAGAGUCGAUUUUGAAGUUUGGGGCGUCUGCACUGUUCAGCGAAGACCAGGAUGACAAGGAUAUCGUUCGUUACGACGACGCGAGCGUCGACAAGCUUCUUGAUCGGUCUGUUAUCGAGCAGACCAAGACUGGUGACGACGAGUCCGCUGAGUCGCAGUUCUCUUUUGCGCGUGUGUGGGCCAAUGACAAGGCUGCGUUCGAAGACACCCUGGCGGAGGAAAACGAACCCAUGGUCAACCCGAAUGUAUGGGAGGAGAUUUUGGCAGAGCGCGAGGCCGAAGCCAAGCGAAUCGCCGAGUUGAACAAAGAGGUCCUCGGCCGCGGUGGUCGGCGCCGUCGUCAGGCAAUCAACUACAAGACCAAUGGCGCCUCGGGUAUCAUUACUGACAUUGCCGCCGACAAAAGCGAAAGCUCCGAUAACGACGGAGAAUUUGUCGGCGAAGAUGAUGAUGAUGAGCAGGAUACUGACACUGAGAACAGGACUUUGGGAACUGGUUCCAAAGAAGACACGCCAACGCAAGACGCCAAAGACCGACGACGUGAAGGCGAAAACGACGACCUCGCUGAAAUCAACCCCGCAAAAACAGCCACUUCGAAAGCAAAAGUCGCAAAACCCAGCGCAGGUCAAGGCAGCUUCCUCAAAUGGAACCUCAAUUCAGGGCAGAGUCACCAAACCGCAGGCUCUGGGCCAGCCCGAGGCAGCGGAGAAGCUGGUGGCGUCUCUGCCCAGCCCGACAUCCCAAACCACCACUCUGCCAACUUUGGGCAAGGAGACCGCGGUGGUACACCUUUGAAGUAUGACAUGGUCUGGCUGGAUACUUUGCGAAACCCGACUGCAGCAGCCGGCUAUCCCAUGACAACAGCCCAACAAGGCGGUUAUGCAGCUCAGCAACAGUCAAACCCAUUCUCAGCACAGCCAGCAGCCUCAGUCAAUGCUUACGUGCCAACCCAGGCGCGAAGACGUUCGUUCGGUUUGCCCCAGAUGCAUCCUAAUGCACCUACAUGUGCAAGCUGCGGCUUGCGGCAUCUUUCAGCUUCCUGCCCAACAUUCACUUCAGAAGUUGAAUUACGCUUAGCUCUUGACUAUAUGAAGCACUGGUCAUCAAGCGCUAGAAACCCCGUUGCAGAACAAAAACUCGUCGCGAAGCUACGCUACAUAGCCACAACAAGUGGUCGUCGAAGAAAGACAUGAUGAUUUUAACAUACUUGCUAUACAGAGAACACUGCUGACACAGGCCUCUAUAUCGAGAUUUUCAGGGAUGGCAUUGGAAGGAUGGAAAUAAAGGAAGGAGGGCGGAAGCCUCUGGAUCAGGGUUUCUAGGAGGGAAAGCGUUCGUUGGGAGGUAGAGGCAUAUUCUUGCUGGUUGACGCAGUUGGCACUAAUGCUACGUACGCAUGGCUAAAUUGGCAUCAAACUAGAAGCUUGAAGACAGGGCAAAUACACUAGACUAACGUUGUUCUACUUUGAUAAUCC